AUGCAAUGUAUUGGUGGAUACUGAGCCAUGCGUAGUCGCAUACAUGCACACAAGGACGGGAAAUAUGGCAAACCUCCCAGUUCAGGCCAAUCAAAGAACACUGUCAAACGCCUGAGGCCCUUGUAGAUGCUCCAAACUGCUCACUAGCUGCAUUUUCUACGACAUCAUCUUCUCUAGAAUGAGAGCGAAGGAGGCACCUCAGCUGCACGAGAGCAGCUUAGGAAAUAUCCAGCUCUUGGCAGCUUGGCAUUAAAAUGCUUCUAUUUACUUAUACAUUGCCAACCCGUUCACCCUCAUGGACUGACAGCAGCAACUCCUGAUAUCACUGGCCCUGAAUACAACUUUGGCCCUACCAAAUUCCGCAUGCACCAAAAAUGAGUGUCGUGCAAAAUCCACCAAAAAGGCUCAUCUACUGCGUCGAUGGCACUUGGUGCGGUCCGGAUGGAGCUAGUCAUGCCGGCAGCACCCUUACCAAUGUCUAUCAAAUCUAUGUGAGCAUUCAUGACAGUUCCAAGUCUGGCACAUGUUCCCAGGACGGCUUUUUUCAGCAGCCAAUGUACGAGCCUGGUAUUGGCUCAGCUGAUGAUACACAUUCCAUGGAAAGGAUAAUGUCAGGGGUAUUCGGCGAAGGAUACUUGCAGCAGAUUAAAAAGAUAUACGAAACAUGCUGCAGGCUAAGCUCUGAAGAUGAGGUUUGGCUCUUCGGCUUCAGUCGUGGUGCCUUUGUUGUGCGAGCAGUGGCAGGAUUACUGCAUUACCUGCGAGCAAUCUCUUCGGCCGGCACCCCGCAAUUCGCAGAAGACUACAAAACAGCCCUAAAAGUGUACGCCACAUUUCAGAAGCAGAGCAAGCUUGGACCUGGUCAGAUACAUUCGUAUUUCUCUGCUACUACUCGAAAACCACCAAAGAUCAAGUUCAUUGGCGCCUUCGAUACUGUCAAAGCAGUAAAUGAUCGAUUCCUUUUCGACAUUUCCUUUAACGACUCCAUCUUGCAUCUACGCCAUGCUUUGGCGCUCCAUGAGGAUAGAAAGGCGAUGACACCGGAAUACAUCUAUCCAGAUCUUAGAAAUAGACUUGGUGAGCGAAGCAUUGUGCAAGCCUGGUUCGCCGGUGCUCAUAUCGACAUGGGUGGGUCUGCCGCGAAGGCUGGCCUAUCUCUGUACCCGCUGCAAUGGAUGUUGCUCGAGAGCCAAUCCCUUGGUUUAGCCUUGUCAUUUCAUGGCACAUUUGGAGGAAGAGCCAGUAUCGACAAUCCACUACGACUCGUGUUUCCAGUCACGGAGGAGCAGGGCAAAGGAGCGGACAUGUGGACCUGCAGGAUGGAGAAUGGCUUGGAGAUCAAGAUGCAGGACAUUCGUCGGGUCCAUGGCCUCGAGCGAUACGAGGGUCGCUACAGUAUAAAGCUCAACAGACAUCACGCCACAUUGUGGCCGAAGGAGAGACGCAAAGUGGUCAACAGUGAAGGCAGCUUGAAUGGAUGGAGCUUUUUUCCCCAGGGUACCGUUAUUCAUCCCUCGGUGUUCCUCCUUAUGGAUGAGUCAAUAAAUAUCAGCCUUGAUACCAAGGACUUGAAGCUGCAUAACAGUAUCGAGCACUGCAGGAAACAGGUGAUGGGUACAAAGAGUAAUAUUCUCAACACUGGUUUUUGGAAUGAUCAGCCGACUCCGGAAUUUGAUCACCUUGGAGCAAUCCGCGUCCUGGUAUGUGGUAAUACUGGAGUCGGCAAGUCAACGUUGAUCAACAAGGUCUUUGGAGUUCCGCUUACGGGGGAAUCAUCGCGGGAGAGGGGUAUACACGAUAUCAGGAAGGAGAUCAGAUACGACGAUCGACCUGACCUGAUUGUACACGACUCUGGAGGGUUUGAGGCUGGCGCGACUGGAGAAAUUAGCGUUGUGCAGAAUUUCUUGAAGGAGAAGUCCACUACCGCUGAAAUUGACGAUCGGCUUCACGUUAUAUGGUUUUGCAUCGACAUGCCAAGUCCACGAACCAAGCAAAACGCAACACUGGAGCUCUUCAAAGCCGUCUCCGAGUAUGCGCAGGAAGUGCCCAUCAUUGUGGUGGUGACGAAGAUGGAUGAAUUCUUCGGCGCCAAAUUCUAUGAGCGCCGUACACUACUAACAAGAAACCGUCAGCCAGUAGUCAUGGAAGACUGCGAUCGAUAUGCCGAAGAUCAAGUGCGGGAGCGCGUGACCUUGAUCAGGGCAGAAAUGCUGGCCGUGCAUAACGGUCGACUCGACGCUUGUGUACCAAUUUCCCGAGACGACGAAGACUCCAUCAAAAACCUCACAGACACCACCUCCCGCUGCUUCUCCUCGGAGAAAGUCCGCAUCCUCUACAUCCGGGCACAAGUCUCGCGGAUCGAGCUGAAAAUGGACCUCGCCAUUGGCGAAGUCAUGCGCACCUACAAGCGCUCCCUCCGCGGCGCGACCGCCGUCGCCGGCAUCCCCAUCCUGCCCACCACCACGCGCGCCAGCUCCGCCGUCGACGUCUGCCGGACCAUCAUUGCGUGUUUCGGCCUGCCCUUCCUCUCCGGCGAGACCGCGCUGCAGAUUGUCAAGAUCAACGUCUGGGACGACCUGACCAACAACAUGAUUGUCGUUCUGUCCGAGGGCAUUGCGCUCGUCGGCGUCGGCGCCUCUGUGCUUCUGGGCGGCAUGCCCGUCUUCCUUGCCUCCAGCGCGCUCAACAUCCCCCUCGUGGUCCCUGCCACUGCCCGCCUCCUGCUCAUGCUCGCGGCCGAUCUGAUUCUCAUCCUGGCAAAGUCCUUUCGCGACGCCUCCGCCAAGAACAUUGGCCAGCCGCUUGCGUCUGAUCUGAGAGUCGCUGCCCGUGCGUAUCGACCCGUCGUGGGAGAGGUCCAUAGGAAGAUUAAAAAACUCGUGCCCCGCCGUAAUCUGGUCGCGUGUUACAGGACGGAUAAAGUCCGGGAAGGGUUCGAAAAUAUUAUUGAAGAGUAUAAGAAUAAAGUGGUCGAUGAUAUCCCUGUCCCCUCGGCGGAGAGGUUCGACGAGUCUGAUAAUGCAAGUGAGUCGGACUUGGCUAGUACCGAUACUCUCAUUGAUGACGCCAAGGAUAUUUUGGUAGAGGUGAAGAAAGACCAGCUGGGUGCUUGAUGGUUUUGUACUGUUUUUUUUUUUUGUUAUGUUAUCUCAUGUUAUUUUUUAUUAAUUUUUUCUUAUUUGAUUUGAUUUGAUUU
This is a messenger RNA of Xylona heveae TC161, 3196 nucleotides long. RefSeq lists its product as hypothetical. NCBI's taxonomy places the organism in Eukaryota, Fungi, Ascomycota, Xylonomycetes, Xylonales, Xylonaceae. The coding region runs from base 375 to 3113 and encodes 912 amino acids. The transcript is spliced from 7 exons. Gene Ontology annotation, molecular function: GTP binding. The record is from RefSeq and is a predicted model, not a curated record.